Molecule: messenger RNA, 1347 nt
Organism: Scedosporium apiospermum
Lineage: Eukaryota; Fungi; Ascomycota; Sordariomycetes; Microascales; Microascaceae
Exons: 3
Coding region: 1-1347 (448 amino acids)
Biological process (GO): glycerophospholipid biosynthetic process
Cellular component (GO): mitochondrion
Source: RefSeq, a predicted model, not a curated record
AUGAGAGCUUCCGUUGCUCAUGCGCUAUUACGCGCCCCCGCCCGUGGUCGAGGUAUCCACGGAGUAGCUACCCGGAGCUUACCGACUUGUCCGACAGUAACGAGACGGCAAUUGCCCAUCGAGUCGGCAUCGAAAUGGCAAUCGAGAGGCCAAUGCUCUCCAAUUGCCGUUAGCACAAGGCCGUAUACGUCGACGAGCAAUCCUUCGAGCAUAUUUCCUCUCGGGCAUCCGCCCAAGUUUGCCUUUGCUUUCGACAUCGAUGGCGUCCUCCUCCACGUCGCGAAACCGAUCCCCAGAGCCGGCGAAACGCUGCAGUUCCUCCACGAUAAUAACAUUCCCUUCAUCCUCCUUACCAACGGCGGUGGCAAGCAUGAAUCCGAGCGAGUCGCCGAUCUCAGCGAGAAGCUCGGAGUGCCGCUUACGACGGACAACUUUGUUCAAUCCCAUACACCGUUUCAGCAACUAGCUGCCCAGGGCAAGAAGCUCCGCAAUGGCACCAUUCUGGUGACGGGUUCGGAUGCUUCGAAAUGCAGGGAAAUUGCUGAGACGUACGGCUUCAAGAACGUAGUCAUUCCCGCCGAUAUUUUACAAGCCCAGCCGGAGAUAUGGCCAUUCGAUCCUUUGAUGGAACAAGUCUACAAGGAUACCGCACGACCGCUGCCCAAGCCCGUGUGGGAUGGGAAAAUGAACAUUCAGGAUGCUCUCAAGAUAGAUGCCAUAUUCGUCUUCAACGACCCUCGGGACUGGGCGCUAGAUUCGCAGAUCAUCAUGGACUUGAUGAUGUCCGACAACGGCGUCCUAGGCUCGCUCUCCCACAAAAACGGUAAACCGACGCCGGAGGAUUGGCGAAACCACGAACAGCCCGGCCUCUACUUUUCCAACCCGGACGUCUUCUGGGCCACGACUUACCACCAACCUCGUCUCGGCCAAGGAGCAUUCCAAGCCGCGCUGGCAGGUAUCUGGUCCAAGAUCACAGGCGGUGACGUUCUCCGGAGUAAGACCAUCGGGAAGCCCUUCCGCGAGACGUACGAGUUUGCCGAACGGGUGCUCAACGAUCACCGGCGAGAGGUACUCAUCCGCGGCGGCCACGCCAAGGACGAGCUCCCGGAUCUCUGUCACGUGUACAUGGUGGGAGAUAACCCCGCCAGCGAUAUUCGCGGCGCCAACGAGUUUCAGAGCCCUCGGGGGACGAUUUGGCAGUCGGUACUGGUUAGAACGGGAGUGUGGAGACCGCCUCCAGGGGAGACGACGGGCCCUGUGGAGUUUGAGCCGAAGAUUAUCGUUGACGAUGUGAAGGCGGCGGUGCAAUGGGCCAUGGAGCAGGAAGGAUUCGGGGGGCAUUUGUGA